CUCUGCGCGUGUCAGUAGGGACAAAAACAAAGCAGCGCAACACAACACGUAGUUUCUGUGUCAUUACGAAUGUUUAGCGGAUAUAAGCACAUGCAUAGGGAAUAAAAAAAACAGUCGAGAAAACAAGAGCGAGGAAACAACACCGGAAGUGGGCGGUUAAAAGAGAGAGAGAGAGAGAGAGAGAGAGAGAGAGAGAGAGAGAGAGAGAGACGAAUGAAAAAGUGCACAACCCGCUGGUGGAAGCGGACACACGGGCAGCUCAGGUUGUCUCGUCACGUUUGUCUCUGUAAAUCUACCCGGAGUUUUUUUGCUGCACUUUUUAUGCAACUCGACACAUUUCAUCACAAGAUGGCGGUGUGGAUUCAGGCCCAGCAGCUGCAGGGUGAUGCCCUGCACCAGAUGCAGUCUCUCUACGGCCAGCAUUUCCCCAUCGAGGUGCGACACUACCUGUCCCAGUGGAUAGAGAGCCAACUCUGGGACUCCAUCGAUCUGGAAAACCCGCAGGAGGAAUUUAAAGCCAAGCGCUUGCUGGACAGUCUAAUUCAAGAACUACAGAAAAAGGCAGAACAUCAAAUGGGAGAGGAUGGCUUUCUACUCAAGAUUAAACUAGGCCACUAUGCUUCACAGUUAAAGAGCACAUACGACCGAUGUCCACUGGAGCUGGUGAGAUGCAUCAAACACAUUCUGUACACGGAGCAGAGACUAGUCAGGGAAGCUACUAAUUCAAACUCUCCGUUGAGCGGGAUGAUGGACAGCAUGUCUCAGAAAUACCAGCAGAUAAACCAGGCGUUUGAGGAGCUGAGGGUCCUGACGCAGGACACCGAGAACGAUUUGCGCAAACUUCAACACAAUCAGGAGUACUUCAUUAUACAGUAUCAGGAGAGCCUCCGAAUACAGGCUCAGCUAUCGAGUCUGGCUGCGUUGCCCCCCGCUGACAGACAGCUGCGAGAGCCGAGUCUCCUCAGCAAGAGAGCCACGGUUGAAGCCUGGCUCACCAGAGAAGCCAACACCCUGCAGAAGUACAGACUGGGCCUAGCAGAGAAGCACCAGAAAACACUGGCAUUGUUGCGAAAACAGCAGACACUGAUCCUCGACGAUGAGCUGAUCCAGUGGAAGAGACGUCAGCAGCUCGCCGGAAACGGAGGACCACACGAGGGCGGACUGGAUAUCCUGCAGUCAUGGUGUGAGAAGCUUGCAGAGACCAUUUGGCAAAACCGACAGCAGAUCAGAAGGGCGGAGCAUUUAAGACAGCAGCUGCCAAUCCCCGGGCCCAUUGAGGAACUUCUCAAUGAUCUCAACAGCACCAUCACCGAUAUCAUUUCAGCGCUUGUAACCAGCACCUUCAUUAUAGAGAAGCAGCCGCCUCAGGUGCUGAAGACUCAGACGAAGUUUGCAGCUACGGUGCGUUUGUUAGUAGGAGGAAAACUCAACGUCCACAUGAACCCUCCUCAGGUGAAAGCCACCAUCAUCAGCGAGCAGCAGGCCAAGGCGCUGCUGAAAAACGAAAACACCCGGAAUGACAGCAGUGGAGAGAUCCUGAAUAAUAACUGCGUGAUGGAGUAUCACCAGACCACAGGCACCCUGAUCGCACACUUCAGGAACAUGUCUCUGAAGAGGAUCAAGCGUUCAGACCGCCGCGGCGCAGAGUCCGUAACCGAGGAGAAGUUCACCAUCUUGUUCGAGUCGCAGUUUAGUGUCGGGGGCAACGAGCUGGUUUUUCAGGUCAAGACCCUGUCUUUGCCUGUCGUGGUGAUUGUCCAUGGAAGUCAGGAUAACAAUGCCACAGCUACGGUUCUAUGGGACAACGCUUUUGCUGAACCAGGCCGAGUCCCUUUCCUGGUUCCUGAUAAAGUGAUGUGGCCACAGCUAUGUGAGGCUCUCAAUAUGAAGUACAAGGCAGAGGUGCAGUCGAACCGAGGUCUUUCUGAGGAGAACCUCGUCUUCCUCGCUCAGAAGGCCUUCAGCAGCUCCAGCACCAACCCUGAGGAUUACCGGGGCAUGACCAUGACCUGGUCCCAGUUUAACAGGGAAAGCCUUCCAGGUAGAAACUUCACAUUUUGGCAGUGGUUUGACGGCGUCAUGGAGCUCACAAAAAAACACCUGAAGCCUCACUGGAAUGAUGGGGCGAUCUUGGGCUUUGUGAACAAGCAGCAGGCUCAGGACAUGCUGAUGUCCAAACCUAACGGCACGUUCCUGUUGCGCUUCAGUGACUCUGAGAUAGGAGGCAUCACCAUCGCAUGGGUGGCAGAGAACCCCAACAAAGCAGGUGAGAGAAUGGUGUGGAACCUCAUGCCCUACACAACCAAAGACUUCUCUAUUCGCUCUCUGGCUGACCGUAUAAGUGAUCUGAACCACCUGCUGUUCCUGUAUCCUGACCGACCCAAAGACGAGGUCUUCUCCAAGUACUACACCCCUCCACUGUCGAAAGCAGUGGACGGCUACGUCAAGCCGCAGAUCAAACAAGUGGUUCCUGAGUUUACGACGCCUAAUCCAGACCCAGCAGCGAAUGCAACCUACAUGGAUCACGCAGCAUCACCGGCUGUCAGUCACCCGCAGAACUACGGCAUCUACCCAGCAAUGAGCGACAGCAUGCUGGACGGAGACGGUGACUUCGAUCUGGACGACACCAUGGAUGUAGCAAGACACGUGGAGGAGCUUCUCCGCCGACCGAUGGAGGGCCAGUGGAGCGGCCAACAGUCAUCGUUAUACCGCAUGCUGUACUCUCUUGCUCUUUACCCCGAGCCGCAGGUACACCACUGCACUCGUUGUCAUGGUGACGUAUGCUCAUCCAUUCCUGUGUCCAGUUACCAACCUGUAUCUGUCAAAGUGAAAGAUGUGAACUCGCCCAGCCUGACUCUCUCACUGUUGCUCUUUACCACGUGGCGGACCACUAUGGCCGAGCCGGAGGCUGCGGACACGGUGAGACCUGCGCGAGACUUUCCCUCUGCUGCACCGAAUGACAGCGAUGAUGCUCCUGCGGCUGCGGGCGCGCGCGCGUUCCUCAACACGGCCACUGCUGCUGUCCUCACCGGCGGCCCCGGAGCGCACGGAGCAGAGGUGGUGGUGCACAGUAACGGCGGACACCGGAGCAGAGACAGUUCGGCGGAGAGGAGCCACGGAGCUGGAAACGCACCUUGCGGCAUCAUGAAGAACAACUCAAAGCAGCGACAGGUGAGGAAGAAGACAGUGUCGUUCAGCUCCAUGCCAAGUGACCGCAAGAUGAACAGCACAGCUGCCUGCAUGGCUUUUAUGUUGGAGGGAUGCGAGAUGAAAAAGGUCCGCUCCAACUCACGCAUGUACAACCGGUACUUCCUACUAGACCCAGACUUGCGCUGGCUCCGCUGGGAACCUUCAAAAAAGGAUUCUGAAAAGGCUAAGCUGGAGAUUAAAAGUAUCAAAGAGGUCCGGUCAGGAAAGAAGACCCCUGUCCUACGCAGCAAUGGACUCUCGGAUCAGUUUCCAGAAGAGUGUGCUUUCUCGAUCAUUUAUGGAGACAACUAUGAGUCUUUGGAUUUAGUGGCAAGUACAGCGGAUGUGGUCAGCACCUGGGUGAUGGGGCUGCGCUAUCUGGUCUCUUACGGGAGGCACAUGGUCGGAGUGGUGGAAGCCACUCAGCCGAGCUUAAGAACAUCCUGGAUUGGCUCGGUGUUCGAGUUGGCUGAUGUCGAAAGGCAGGGCCACAUUGACCUGUUCCGUGCCACACAGAUUAUCAAGGGGCUUAAUCCAGGCAUGAAAGAGUCACGGAUUAUGCUGAAGUUUAAAGAACUUCAGAAAGCCAAAGAGUGCUAUGGAGAGGCCAUUGACCUAGACUUGUUUGUAGAGUCAUAUUGUGAAUUGUGCACAAGACCUGAGAUUUUUUUCCUGCUUGUGCAGUUCUCUAGCAACAAGGAGUACCUGGAUUCUAAAGACUUAAUGCUGUUUGUGGAAGUUGAGCAGGGUGUAGAGGGAGUGUCAGAAGAGAUGUGCCGUGAAAUUGUGAGGAAAUACGAGCCGUCGGCUGAAGGUCGUGAUCACGGAUACUUAUCUAUUGAUGGUUUUACACAUUACCUCUUGUCAUCUGAGUGCCAUAUUUUUGACCCACAGCACAAAAGCGUUUGUCAGGACAUGACACAGCCUCUGUCUCACUAUUACAUCAACUCCUCACACAAUGCCUCUUUGCUGGAGGACCAUUACUGGGGGUCCUCAGACAUUAGCAGCUAUGUCCGUGCUUUGCGCAUGGGCUGCCGCAGCAUAGAGGUGGUGGUGUGGGAUGGCCCUGACUCUGAGCCUGUAGUUUACGUAGGCAGCUCUGUGGCCUCCCAGUUGGCUUUCUCAAAGGUCCUGGAUGUCAUUAACCAGUAUGCCUUUGAAAGCUCAGAGUACCCACUUAUUCUGUGCCUAGUGACGCAUUGCAGUGUUCCGCAGCAGAGGGUCAUGGCCCAGCACAUGAAGAAGAUCCUGGGGGACAAACUUCACACAGAGCCUCCCAGUGCUGAGGAAAACUAUCUGCCUUCACCAGAGAAACUAAAAGGCAAGAUACUUCUGAAAGGGAAAUGCCUUCCACCAGACAUUCAAGAUUCUGAAGGGGAGGUGACUGAUGAGGAGGAGGGGCUUGAGAUGUCACGGCGCAUGGUGGGAGCAGACGAGAAGGACCAUCUCAAUGGUUUUAGUUGUAAGAGGCUGCAACUUUGUAAAGAACUGUCAGAUCUUGUCACCCUUUGCAAAUCUGUCCAAUUUAAGGAUUUUGAGUAUGCAAAGAGGGAACAAAAGUACUGGGAGAUAUGCUCUUUCAAUGAGGUGGAUGCUAAUCGCUUUGCUAACGAGUACCCUGAGGACUUUGUCAGUUAUAAUAAGCGAUUUCUAUCACGAGUAUACCCGACUCCCAUGCGCAUUGAUGCCAGCAAUAUGAACCCUCAGGACUUUUGGAAAUGUGGUUGUCAAAUUGUUGCUAUGAACUACCAAACACCAGGCCUGAUGAUGGACCUUAAUUUGGGUUGGUUUAGGCAAAAUGGUAACUGUGGUUAUGUGCUUCGCCCUGCCAUAAUGCGCGAGGAGGUCUCGUACUUCAGUGCCAAUGCUCGUGACUCUCUGCCUGGUGUGUCUGCCCAGCUUCUCCAUAUUAAGGUGAUCAGUGGCCAAAACUUGCCAAAACCUCGUGGUUCAGCAGCAAAAGGUGACGUGGUUGAGCCAUACAUAUAUGUAGAGAUCCACGGAAUCCCUGCUGAUUGUGCUGAGCAGCGCACAAAGACUGUAUCACAGAAUGGUGACAAUCCCAUUUUUGAUGAAAGCUUUGAGUUCCAAAUCAAUCUCCCUGAACUAGCAGUUUUACGUUUUGUGGUUCUUGAUGAUGACUAUAUUGGGGAUGAGUUCAUUGGCCAGUACACCAUACCCUUUGAGUGUCUGCAGCCUGGAUAUCGUCAUGUACCAUUGCAGUCACUUACUGGAGAGUUUUUGCCCAAUACCACAUUAUUUGUUCAUGUGGCCAUUACGAACAGACGUGGUGGGGGCAGAGCUCACAAGAGAGGUCUUUCUGUGAGGAAGGGUCGCAAGGCACGGGAGUACACUUCAACCAAGACCACGGGGAUCAAAGUGAUAGAUGAACUCUUCAGGGCUUCCACACAGCCACUUCGGGAGGCAACAGAUUUGCGGGAAAACGUGCAGAACGCAAUGGUGUCAUUUAAGGAGCUAUGUGGGCUGACCCCAGCAGCUAACAUGAAGCAGUGUAUCCUGACUGUCUCAUCAUGGCUGCUGAACAGCGAGAGGUCUCUUCGUGUCACCGUGGACUUGAGCGAGUCCUACCCCACCAUGGAGGCCCAGGGUGCUGUCCCAGAGCUACUGCGCAAAGUCCUUCUGGCCUACGACACGAUGAUCCAGACGAGUCGUACUCUGAUCGAAUCAGCAGAUAGUGUCUACUGCAAACUUACUCAGUCACAACGAGCAGGGUUGGAUUUCCAUGAAGAUCUGCACCGGAUCGGCGCUAAGGAGGGGCUGAAGGGUAGAAAACUGCAAAAGGCCAUGGAGAGCUAUGCCUGGAACAUUACCGUUCUCAAGGGCCAGGCGGACUUGUUGAAGCACGCCAAAUCUGAGGCGAUGGACACUCUGAGGCAGAUCAACUACGCCGCUCACUCUUGUGGCCUGGCCAAGAACGGAGCCUCCACUUCACCGGCCUCGCCUUUGCUGCCUCCUUAUCCUCGGUCCCUCGGAGCCUUACACACCAUCCCUGAGACAGACUACCCCACCACAGACACAAAUACCCUACACUGAUAUAUCAAUAUACAGUGAGAAAGAGGAAGAUAAAGAAAGAGGGAAUGAGACAUGAUAGGUGACCUUGAAAAAAGGGUGGGAAUAAAACAAUGCCUUCAAGGACACAGAGAUAGAGGGAAUAAAAGGCUGUAGAAGCAUUUGAAGAAAGCAGGUCUGUACAGAUUGCUCCACAGUUCUGUCUCCAGUGGAAAGUCAAGGACUCCACUAGCUCUGAGGCGUCUGUAAACUGUAAGGAGACGAUGGAAACGGCUGCUUUACUUUACUGCAUGAAUCGGGGUUAAACCUCUAACCUGGGACCCUUACACCAAAAUCUAAUGCUAGUUCUCACCUAUGGAAGAUGUUUGCUAGCUGUAAAGACCAGGAAAGUCUCAUAAACAUUAUAAUAGUAAUAACGCAUUAAGGGCAGGCUGUAAUGAAGGCACACAGAUGUACCGUUUCUCACACACACACACACACAUGCACACACGCACACACACACACGCGCACACACACAUCCAUUCAUAUUUAAUUUUAUUUUAAUUUAUAUUUCUGGCCUUUGGACUUAUCCAGGGCUUUUAUCCAGUGUGUUAUCUGUCUCUUCUAAUACUCACCAUAGUGUUCAAACUGGAACGUCUCCUCCUGAGACAGACUGAACUCAAAGAAAAAAAAUACAGCACAGAGACUCGGACAAGCAAAUAAACGAAAUUGUGACCGAAUUGAAUCAUUUUAGAACUAAUUAAAGGACUAUUUACAAUUUAACUCUGAACAAUCCACACUGUUUGUGAACAAAGUGACUGUUGUAAUAACUACUGUAACUAUUGUGGGUAGGUAUAUUAAUAAUGCGGUUAUUUAAUAAUUACAACAGUAUGUCCUGCUGAAGCCGUAGUCAAGAUGUCACUGGAAUGGAAAAAGGUUAAAGGUGGAACAGGGUGAACCGAAUGGGGGGAUUUUUAGAGAAAGAUUAACAGGUGUUGUGGAAUCUGCAGAAUAACACCUCUUUUUAUUGCUUUCAUUUAUUAAGCCCAUAAUAUAUCAUAAAAUUGGAACUUUACUAGAUCUCAUUGGUUGUUUCCUUUUAUUCUUUUAUUUCAGAUCAGCUUAAAAUGUACGUGUAUAUAUACAUUUACUUUCUGAACUAGGGUUUAUCUGUGUUUGAGCACAGUUAAAUCGUGACAUCAUGACCCAAUCAUGAGGUAAAAUAUUUGUUAUGUACAGUCUGAAACUGAUUCUUUUCCAAUAACAGCACACCCUGAAGUGUUUUUGUUUUUCACAGCAAUAUGCCAACAUUUUUUUAACACUCAUUAAACAGUGACGUUACGCUUUUA
This is a messenger RNA of Tachysurus vachellii, 7547 nucleotides long. Its product is annotated as inactive phospholipase C-like protein 2. Lineage: Eukaryota; Metazoa; Chordata; Actinopteri; Siluriformes; Bagridae. Gene Ontology annotation, biological process: intracellular signal transduction; lipid metabolic process; regulation of DNA-templated transcription. Bases 214 to 6243 code for a protein of 2009 amino acids. The record is from RefSeq and is a predicted model, not a curated record. Gene Ontology annotation, molecular function: DNA-binding transcription factor activity; DNA binding; phosphatidylinositol-4,5-bisphosphate phospholipase C activity. The transcript has 26 exons.